Vavraia culicis subsp. floridensis is the source of this 1960-nucleotide messenger RNA. RefSeq lists its product as uncharacterized. The transcript has a single exon. The record is from RefSeq and is a predicted model, not a curated record. Lineage: Eukaryota; Fungi; Microsporidia; Pleistophoridae. Gene Ontology annotation, molecular function: protein binding. The annotation marks the transcript as partial.
AAUUUAUACUUUACCACGGUAAACGUGCGAUUUGAUUGGUGUAACGUGGUCAGCAUCGUGCUCCUUUUAUAAGCUGGGUCAACCUGCUGCAGAUAAUCUUCUAGCCGUGCAAAGGAUUGGUGAGUAAAUUCUAUUUUUAUUUUUGCUGUAGUGCACGGGCGGUGCUGUCACGAUCAGAUACCACGAAUAUUUCGUGAUUGCACCAAAAUACGAAAAAAGGUGACGUACCGUUAGGAUCGGAGCAAAAAAAUGAAGACCGCUUUAUGAAAAUGCCUUGGACCAGUGGCGCUUCUCAUCGCUUCGCCCACGAUAUCUUUGAUCAAGCGGGGUGCUUUAUCCAAAAUUGCCACCGAUCCACGCACUUCAAACAACCAAUUACGCCCCGUUCUUGGCAAUCCUCCAAAACAAUUGUCCCUCAUGAUCCACCAAUAGCACACCACUUUCUAAAACUGCCCUCUCAUCGUGUGCCAAAUAACAUUUGCGUAAGUAUCCUUGGCUGUUGCUCACCCUUAUGAACCAGCAGUACGUUAAGGACUUGUUAGGCUCAUCGAAGUAUGAUGAGGCCCUGGAAUAUCUUCACGGUGUUCUUGGGCGGUAUGAGAAACAGGAGGGGGAUGUUGAGAGCGACAAGGAGAAUCCUCCUCGUGAAGAUAGGAACAGAGACAGAGACUGGAAUGAAUAUGGGGAAGCAGACGAAAAACACGGUGGGAGUAGGAGAUGCACGAGGAAAGCAGAAUACAUGGAGAGAAAGGAGCGUGUGAAGGAAGAGGAUUACAUGCGUGCAACGAAGGAAGAGCAUGUAAACAUGGAUGACAGACAAGACUCUACGGACGAGCAGAACGACACGCUUACCACCAUAUCAGCAAUACACGCUCUACUUGGCGCGAUCUACCUCAAAAAGAACGAUAACCACCAUGCAGUAGCUCAUUCCACCCGAUCAAUCCAAACACUCGAUCAGCCCCUUGCCUUAUCAACGCUCACAUCCGCAUACAUCAAUCUGAGCGACUACCACUCAGCCUUGCGCUACUGCAAGCGGUACGGCAGAGUAAUAAACGAUUUUGAGGCAAAGUGUCGGUGUGCUGCUCUUUGUAUCAUGGUUGGUGAUUAUGAAUGGUUGGGAGGACUGGUCAGGGAAAUGGGACAGGAUUACGUGGACAUGUGGGUUAGGAUGAAGUGUGAUGAGCAGGGGAUGAACGAAGAGAUGGAGGAAUGGGAGUGUGAAAAUGUGUGUGCGUUGGAUGAUGGGGUGCGUAGAGAUGAUGUUUUUCUGGUUGAGGUGGUGAAUGAGGUGCCUGGUGAUGAGGAAGGUGGGUGUAUGAGGAGCGAGAAAUAUACGCGUAUGAGUGAUGAGGGAGACAGCAAGGUGCAUGAAAUGGUGGCCCGUACCGGCCCGGAUAAUGCGAGCUGCGAUAAAAUGAACGGAGACACGGCGUAUGGCCGUACUGUGCACGGUGCGGAUCAUAGCGAACUGCUCAAUGAAACAAUUCCUUACGGUCAGGUAAGCACAGAUGGCACGGCCAUGACAAUGAACAGGCGAACAGUGCUGUCGAUGUGCACGCUCCGCUUGAACACUCUCGACCCCACUCCUGAAACUGAUAGGGAGUACUUCAUGGACCUGUAUGCCGAUCAGCUGGGCAAUGGCCUGUUUGUUCAGGCGAUCAACACCCUCCAAAAGAUCUACAGCCUUGGAGAGCCCGCACUGCUCGUACCUCAUCUCAUCAAGACAGAGCAAACGGCUGUGCUCAAAAUGGUUCUGCGCACACACAAAUGCACAUGCAUCCAGAACAGCGUUGUAAAGAUCCUCAGCAGGAUUGCGUGCAACCAGAAGAGGAGUAAAUAUGAAAUGAUCCUGUUUAUGUUGGUUAAUGGGCGUACGGAGAUGGUGGAUGAGUUGCUUUACGUGGUUGAGGAAUACAUAGAGGGGGAUGGCGGGGAUGAAUGUGGAUGUGAGACGGAUGAG